AUGCACCUAAUCAGUUUCCAUCAAGCCCAACACAAUCAGAGAAUCCGUAAUAUACUUAAGCACAGUGCUAUACUUAUAUUUUUAGUAACAUAUUUAUUUAAAAAUGAGCAUAUUUUCGCAGAAGGACAGUAUGUGAGGGUCCCCAUAGAGUCGUGUCCAAAUCACUUUAUUCUGGAAAAUGGUGUUUGUAGUCACUAUAUAGAAGCACAGAAAGUACCAAAAUGUCCAAUAGGAUUUGUAUCACAAGAAGAUGAAUGUUACACAGUUGAGCCUUUAAUAAAGGAAUGUUCUAGUGGAUUUCUAAUGCAAGACAAGCAGUGUGUAAAAGAAACGAUUGUUGAAAAAAAAAUUUUAUGCCCAGAACAUACAUAUUAUGAUUCCAAAACUCAAAAAUGCAUUUAUAAAGAAGUAUUUGAAGCUUCAUGUCCCCAAAGAAGUUUUGAAUUUAAAGGAAAAUGUGUAAUUUCAAAAGAUCCCAUAAAAAUUUGUCCUGACAACUCAGUUUUUGACAUCAAAACCUCAAUGUGUCUAACAAGGAUUACCACACCACCAUUAUAUAACUGUCCUAAUUCCUAUAUUUACAACUCAGAAACUCAUGAAUGUAUUAGACAAGUUGAAGCACAAAAGGUUUGUCCUGAUCAAUAUCAAGAAAUAGAUCAUUUGUACUGUGGUAUCUGGUUAAAACCCAAGUAUACUUGUCCUAUUAAUGAAGAUUAUGAAUUCCAUGAAGAAGAAAUGCAUUGUAAAAUUACAAAGUAUCAAAAUUCAACUCUCAUUUGCCCUAUUGGAACUUAUUUCGAUGGCUAUAACUGUAUCUCUGAAAAACAAGUACAUGAGAGAGUCUGUCCUCCAGACUAUACUGAAGGAGAUAAUUACUGCAUUUCUAGCUCAGAUGCAAUUCUAAAUUGCCCCGAAGGAUUCAACAUAUCGAUACAUAAUGGUGUAAAAGUAUGUUCUCAAAUAUUUACAGUUGAUCCUGAUUACUUUUGUCCAGUAGUAGAUAGUGUAUUUGAUUAUGCCUCUGGUAUGUGUAAAAAAGAAACAAUACUACCAAAAAUAUGUCCUGGAGAUUCGCAACUCACCAGUAAUAUGACUUGUACUAGAAAAAUUAAGCAAUUAUGGAACUGUCCACCAGGAACAGAAUAUGACUCUUACUCACAUAUGUGCAUUGAAAAUAUACACUCUGCUCCGAUAUUUAUUUGUCCAAAAGGAACGAUUUUGGAUGAAUCUGAAUCUUUGUGUAUUGGAUAUAGUCAGAAUAUCCUUGUAUGCCCACCAGGAUAUGAUGAAUUAGAGGGGAAUAUAUGUGCCCACUUAGUAGCAGCACAGCGUUCAUGCCCAGAAGGUUUAAAUUUUACAAAUAAUUAUUGUGAAGAAACAAUUAUUAAUAAAGCUGAUCUUAUUUGCCCUGAUGGAGGAAAAUUAAAAGACUCAGUCUGUAUUUAUUCUAAUAUUCAGGAACCUGAAAAGUGUCCACCAGGUUCAUUUGACUCUGGAAACAAUUGCUUAAUAUCUGAACCUCCAAUAAGAUAUUGUAUAGAAGGAUAUGAAGUGGACCCAAGAACAGAGAAAUGCAAGAUUUCUAGCAAAAGACCAGCAGAUACAUUUUGUGAGCAACCAGCAUUUAUGAAUAUGAACGGUAAUUGUGUUUGGACAGAAAUCUCACCUAGAGUGUGUCCUCCUGAGUAUGUAGAGGAUCACAAAAAUCCUCACUUUUGCAAAAAAGAAAUAAGUGCAACUUUAGAGUGUCCAGAAGGAUAUCAACUUAUUAGUAAAAAGUGUAUCCGUGAAAUUUUGUCUGAUAAAGUACUUGCCUGUCCCGAUGGUUAUCAAAUUAGUGAGGCGGAUGAACAGUGCCACAAAAUUGGUAAAAAUGAUCCAAUAUGUCCUACAGGCUUUCUGGAUAGUGGAGAUGAGUGUUUUCGUACUCUGAAACCUAAAUCUCAGUGUAAAAGUAGUUUAGCAAGAGAACAAAAAAAUGGAGAUUGCAUCAAAAUAGAUGUGUCAGAACCAUCCUUAAAGUGUCCAGUUGGAACAACUAUCAGAAAUUCCGAAUGUAUACUUAUAAAACAACUUCCUUUGCAGUAUACUUGUCCUAUUGGUAAGAGAGCAGGAGAUUCUUGUUUUGAAGAAGUUAUUCUUGAUGCACAGUACAGCUGUCCAAAUGGAUCAGAGUUAAAUGCUGCUAAGCGCUGCCAAAAACUAGUGGAAUAUGAUUGUUCUGAGGUUAGCGUAGUAAAUGGUUUAUGUCAUGGAAAUCUUAAUCUUCAGCAUGGAAUACUUUCAUAUGAUAAAGUACAUACAAGUUCAACGUGUUCGCAAGUUGUCCGCACUCCGAAAACUUGUAUUAGAACAGAGGCAUUUCAACCACAAAUAUCAUGUCCAGAAGGAAGUAUUACGAUGGGUAAACAUUGUAUCAAGAAAAAAUACUAUCCAAUGCAGAAAGAGUGCUCAGAUCCAUCAAGAAAAAUUGAUGAAUGUUACUCUGAGGAGAUUUUGCAGAAAGUACCAACAUGUCCAGAUGGGUCGAGCACCACUAGUGAUGGGAAGUGUGCACUUGUACAUAGAGAACCACCAUCAUUAGCAUGUCUGGAAGAGUACCAAAUGGAUGGCGGAAUUUGUAUCCAAAAAGUACCGAAACUAUGUCCGGAAAAUGGAUGUUACGUACAUGAUAUUAUCCAGCCUAUACAAGAAUGUCCAAUAGGCUAUGAAGAUAUUGAUGGGUCUUGUAUAUUUAGAAGUAGCAUCGAACCUAUUUUCCAUUGCAAAUUUGGUGUAUUAACUAAUCCUACUAGGGGGAUAUGUCAUGACAAAAUCCCCAAGGGAUGUAUUGGUAAUUGUGAGGUAGUUCAUCAUGAUUUUCCAAAAUUCAAAUGUAACAAAGAUGAGAUAUUAGACUCAAAUACAAAGGAAUGCAUCCUUAAUCAGUAUGAACCUCAUAAGUUGAAAUGUAACGGACCAUUUAAACUAGUUGGUGAUCAGUGUAUCCACUACACCUCAAAAGUGUGUUCAUCAGAAAAUUGUUCAGUCUCAACAGUAAUUCCAGCUAGAUAUAGAUGUACUAACGGAAAUCUUCUUCCUAAUGGAAUAUGUGAAACAUAUAAAGUAACACCACAUCAAUUAACUUGUCCAGAAAAUUAUGAUCUUCAUGGGGACAAUUGCAUGCAAUUAACAAAGAAAAUUUGUUUAAACAAUGAAUGCGAAAAAAAGAUUGUUUAUUCUCCAAAAAUUGAAUGUCCACCUUAUUAUGAGCUAAAGUCUGGGAAGUGUAUAAGAAAAGUAUCUCACUUACCUCAAACUACCUGUCCUGAAGGAAGUACUGCUUAUAAGUCACACUGUAUUAUAAAUGUAGAGGCAGAAUGUCCCGCAAAAGGAUGCAUUUUAGUUGAUCUCUUUGAGCCAGAGUCGAAGUGUCCAAAUGGAUUUUUGAAAAAAACUGAAUCUCUAAAUAUAACUUGUUACAAAAAUCUUUACAAUUUAGGACUUCUUUCUUGCCCAAAAGGCUCAACUUUAUCUGGGAAUCGAUGUACCAUAUAUAAAGAAAAAGCUUGUCCAGAAGAUAAUUGCUCUAGAAUUUCCCAGUAUCCUCCUGAAUAUGUUUGUCCACCAGGUAGUGAACUAGUUAAUACUUUUUGCAAGAGUAGUCAUAUAGUUCUACCAGAGUUGCACUGCCCAAAUGAAUAUAUAUUAGUCGGUGAUCAAUGUAUGAAAAAAGUGGAAAAGAUCUGCCCACCAAGUGGCUGUUAUCAUCAAACAGUCAUUGAUGCUGAAAUUACAUGCCCAUCAGGAUACAAUUUCUUAGAUAAUACAUGUGUUCGCAAUAAAUUUACAACCCCCACAAAUAAGUGCUCAGAGGGAACAAAUUAUAUCGAUGGAAAAUGUCUUGUGUUCUAUCCAAAGGAGUGCCCUGAAGGUUACUGUGAAAAAGUGAUUGAAAUAGAUCCAAGUAAAAGUUGCCCAACAGGAUUCGUUGACUUAGGGAAUACCUGCCAAAAAAUAGACUAUGCUGCUCACAAACACUUAUGUCCUAAAGGUACACAACAUCGAAAGAACCAUUGCUUAAGAUAUAUAAAGCCUAAAUAUACCUGCCCAAAUGUAAGUUUCUUAAAAUUUACUAUAAUCUAG
This is a messenger RNA of Cryptosporidium muris RN66, 4125 nucleotides long. RefSeq lists its product as uncharacterized. Bases 1 to 4125 code for a protein of 1374 amino acids. The transcript has a single exon. The record is from RefSeq and is a predicted model, not a curated record. NCBI's taxonomy places the organism in Eukaryota, Apicomplexa, Conoidasida, Eucoccidiorida, Cryptosporidiidae.